CCUCCGCCUGCAACUCCGGCGCUCCGCUGCCCUUGUCCUCCCCGCCUGGUGUGCAGAGACUCACCAUGAGCUCUUCCGCCGCCAGCCCGCUCUUCGCUCCCGGCGAGGACUGCGGCCCCGCGUGGCGCGCGGCUCCCGCGGCCUAUGAUGCGUCUGACACGCACCUGCAGAUCCUGGGCAAGCCGGUGAUGGAGCGUUGGGAGACUCCCUAUAUGCAUGCGCUGGCCGCGGCCGCCGCCUCCAGAGGGGGUCGUGUCUUGGAAGUGGGCUUCGGCAUGGCCAUUGCGGCCUCCAGGGUGCAGCAGGCCCCCAUAGAAGAGCACUGGAUUAUUGAAUGCAAUGAUGGGGUCUUCCAGCGCCUACAAGAUUGGGCCCUGAGACAGCCACACAAGGUUGUUCCCUUGAAAGGCCUGUGGGAGGAGGUGGCGCCUACUCUGCCUGAUGGCCAUUUUGAUGGGAUCCUGUAUGACACAUACCCACUGUCUGAGGAGACCUGGCACACUCACCAGUUCAACUUCAUUAAGAAGCACGCUUUCCGCUUGCUGAAGCCUGGGGGAAUCCUCACCUACUGCAACCUCACAUCCUGGGGGGAGCUCCUCAAGUCCAAGUUCACAGACAUCGCCACCAUGUUUGAGGAGACACAGGUGCCUGCACUGCAAGAGGCAGGCUUCCGGAGAGAGAACAUUCGCACCGAGGUGAUGGCGCUGGUACCGCCUGCAGACUGCCGUUACUACGCCUUCCCUCAGAUGAUCACUCCCCUGGUCACCAAGCACUGAGCGACUGGCCCAGGGCUGGAACGAACCUCUCCUCUUCAGUGCCUUCAUGGCUGGAGUGUAGGCUCCAGCCUCUCAGGGGUACUGCAGUGACACUGCCUGGCCCCGCUGUCUUCCCGAGCUCAGGGGGAAAAUAAAUACCAACAACAACA
This is a messenger RNA of Mesocricetus auratus (golden hamster), 925 nucleotides long. RefSeq names its product guanidinoacetate N-methyltransferase (gene Gamt). Gene Ontology annotation, molecular function: guanidinoacetate N-methyltransferase activity. The transcript has 6 exons. The record is from RefSeq and is a predicted model, not a curated record. Gene Ontology annotation, biological process: creatine biosynthetic process. NCBI's taxonomy places the organism in Eukaryota, Metazoa, Chordata, Mammalia, Rodentia, Cricetidae. The coding region runs from base 66 to 776 and encodes 236 amino acids. Gene Ontology annotation, cellular component: nucleus; cytoplasm.